Molecule: messenger RNA, 838 nt
Organism: Periconia digitata
Lineage: Eukaryota; Fungi; Ascomycota; Dothideomycetes; Pleosporales; Periconiaceae
Source: the annotation of a GenBank genome assembly
CAAGUUCACUUUCUUUCAACCUCAUCCAACUUUCUUCGCCACGACCUUCAAGCCACAACAUCCGGAAAUCAUGGCAUCCCUCUCAGCCCUCUCUAUCCUCUUUGGACUGACCAAAACGGUCGCAGCACACGGUUGGAUCGACACCUGGACCAUUGCAUCACAAAACUACACUGGGUUCAACCCAACCAACGCCCCCUGGGAUGCGGUCCAAAACACCAUAAGCUGGCCUGCGUGGAACACGGACCUAGGCCCUGUCUAUGGUGAUCGCGUCAACCACCCAGAUAUCAUCUGCUCAAUUAACUCAACCAAUUCAAAGUUAUUCGCCGAUCCUAUCACUGCAGGAUCUUCCAUCACUCUGCACUGGACUAAAUGGCCUGACUCCCACAGAGGACCCAUCCUCGCGUACAUCGCAGCCUGUGGCAACGGCGACUGCGCGACCGUCGACAAGGAGUCGCUCGAGUGGAUCAAGAUCGCAGAAGAAGGUCAGGUAUCUCUUGGUCCUGGUGGUGGCACACCUGGCAUCUGGCCCGACGAUGAGUUACGCAAGAAGAACGGUUACUGGAAUGUCAAGAUCCCCGCGUCGAUUCCGGCCGGCGAGUAUGUGCUGCGACACGAGUUGAUCGCGCUGCACUCUGCGUAUGCCAUUGGCGGUGCACAGUUCUACCCGCAGUGUGUUAAUAUCCGUGUCGAAGGCGGCGGGGAUGCGGAGUUGGUUGGUGUCAAGGGAACUGAGCUUUACACGCCUGAUCACCCCGGUGUGCUUUACAACAUCUAUAACGAUGAGGCUAGCCCGGUUUAUCAAAUCCCGGGACCGAAGUUGUGUGAGUUAUUGCUUUGA